CUCCCGUGAAAGAAGAUUGUGCGUUAGAAACACUACAUCUUAGUUAUAAUGUGCGAUUCCUAACUCUUUGAAUCAAAAUGUAUAUCAAUCAAAGUUUUCCAUUUUAAGUUUUUUAAAGACACACGUACAUUUGUCAAAAACCGGGGUAGUCUUUUUCAGUCUUUUACCGACAUGGUACAAGAGAAAUCGAGUAUAGUUAGGGGAGGAACUAGUGUCACACUGGCGGAUUAGAGCAAUAAGUUUCCCUUCUCCCUUGUUAUGCUUUAGAUAUGGAAAAGAUUGCGUGUGCGUGUAAUUUCCAUGUAGCUGCUAUUCAUUUCUUCCUUUGGUAUGUGGCCUUAGUUUUGUGUCGGGUCGAAUUGACUCGGAUAUGGUUUCCCGUGUCAUACAGCGUAGCCUCCCUUAGCAGAAUAACUUCCGGUCUUAGGAGUUUACAGAGAUCAUCAUAAAUAUCUUAAACCGAACAAUGCCUUUACCGCCUGCAUUAUUAGCACGACUCGCAAAACGAGGCAUUGUUGCUGAACAGCAUCAGACAGCCACACCAAGACCAGAGGAAAUAGAGGAAGUGUUUGCUGAGGAUUAUGAUGACCCAACUAAGCUGGAUGGUGCUGAGCCGUCUCCAGCUAUCAAGAGACCUGUGGGAGGGACAGAUAACGUGGCCAUAGCACAAACAGAAGAUGACACAGCAUAUGUACAUGAGGCCACAGCUUGCCCCAACAAAGGCAAUCCAUACCAUGUCUGUGUCAAAUAUUGUAAAAACCGCUGGGGUAUGAAAAAGUUUUUACCUGAAGUGGACAUGACCAGGAGACGAGACAGGAUGUUAACAAAAUAUCCUUUACCAGAAGGCUGGCGGGAAGUGGCUGAUCCUGACUCGAACAGAUAUUACUACUGGAACAUACAGACUGACCAAGUCUGCUGGCUAUCACCUGGACAUCCAAAAGCUGUCAUUACAAUGUCAGCUGACAAAUUGAAUGCAGCUACAGGAAGGACAAGACUAUCAAGUCUUGAAGAUGAAUUUGAUGAUGAUGAUGAGACAGAAAACAUGGAUGAAAAAAUGGAUGCUGAGAGUGAUACGAGUGACAGUAUGAGUGACUUAGAUUCAGAAGACGAUAUUCAAGCACCAAGACGAGAUCGAGGUGCUGGGCGAAGCAGACCUGGGAGAGGAAAAGGCUUGCAUCCUAAUGCAGACAGACGAGGUCGAAAAAGAAAGGACGACCUGGAUCCUAUGGACCCGGCAGCCUAUUCGGAUAUUCCAAGGGGUUCUUGGACAGAUGGCCUUGACAUGAGAGGAAGUGCAAAGACAGGUGUAGAUGUCACAGCUUCAGGUCCUCUCUUUCAGCAGCGGCCCUAUCCUAGCCCUGGAGACAUUCUUCGUGCCAACCAGCAACUCAAGAAAAAGGCAGCUUAAGUUCCUUGUAUUCUGCUGAGCCAUCUUUGUUUAGUUUUUCCAGAGAAAGGCUGUUGCACAUUAUUUGGUUUGUCAAUAUAAAUAUCAUAUAAGAUUGUUCUUUGUGGCUCAGUAUUUUUAAAAACUGAAUACGCAUUUUUUUACAAUAAAAAAAGCUUUCACAGA
Messenger RNA from Pomacea canaliculata, 1573 nucleotides. Its product is annotated as polyglutamine-binding protein 1-like. Gene Ontology annotation, biological process: alternative mRNA splicing, via spliceosome. Lineage: Eukaryota; Metazoa; Mollusca; Gastropoda; Architaenioglossa; Ampullariidae. The record is from RefSeq and is a predicted model, not a curated record. Gene Ontology annotation, cellular component: nuclear body; cytoplasm. Gene Ontology annotation, molecular function: protein binding; ribonucleoprotein complex binding. The coding region runs from base 467 to 1408 and encodes 313 amino acids. The transcript has 7 exons.